AUGCAAUCCUUCUCAUCCCCAAAAGAUCCAACAAAAAAACGGUUGAAAAAGAAGCUAUUCGUAACCAGAAUCAAGAUAAGGAUUCAUUCCCUUAACUACUCAAUUUCAAACUUCUCUUCCAUUUGCGGACUUGGCGAAGAGAGGUGGACGGGAAGAUCAAAGGACGAAUCGACAUCGAUAGAAAAGGAACAUCUACAUGAUGCAUGA
Molecule: messenger RNA, 207 nt
Organism: Botrytis fragariae
Lineage: Eukaryota; Fungi; Ascomycota; Leotiomycetes; Helotiales; Sclerotiniaceae
Exons: 2
Coding region: 1-207 (68 amino acids)
Source: RefSeq, a predicted model, not a curated record